Messenger RNA from Lasiodiplodia theobromae, 2598 nucleotides. Its product is annotated as Cytokinesis regulator. Gene Ontology annotation, molecular function: GTPase activator activity. The transcript has 2 exons. The record is from RefSeq and is a predicted model, not a curated record. Lineage: Eukaryota; Fungi; Ascomycota; Dothideomycetes; Botryosphaeriales; Botryosphaeriaceae. The coding region runs from base 1 to 2598 and encodes 865 amino acids. Gene Ontology annotation, biological process: mitotic spindle orientation checkpoint signaling; regulation of Ras protein signal transduction. Gene Ontology annotation, cellular component: SIN/MEN two-component GAP complex; mitotic spindle pole body.
AUGUCGCCACACAUCGAGAACUGGGACGACGACGACGACUUCCACGGCGAUCUCUUCGCCCAGAGCGCUUCGUCGCACGCCAACCUCUCGCGCUCGUCGCGCGCCCCGUCGCUUCGCUCCGAGUCAGCCGCAGGCGAGGAGGACUGGCAGGUCCUGCUCGCGCCCAACGACGAGGCCUCCACCAAAGAUGCCAUUUCCUCUGCCAAACAUGCCGGAAUCCCCAUUCCCACCACUGUGCCGUCCUCGGCUCUUCUCGGUGGUACCAUUAAGCGUCUGGGAAAGAAGCCAUCCCGGCAGAAGAUCCACCAGGACGAUGACUGGGCCGACGACCUCGAGCUGCCCGGUCCAAGCUCGGGCACCCUCAAAUUAAAGACUCUCCAGCCGCCUGCUACGCCUUCCCAAGACGACGAUGACUUCGACGAUUGGGCUGAAGGUGGUUCCCUAGGCAUUCGCUUUGGUGGCACGCGGCGCGACACACGCACCCGUGGCUCCUCCGUUUCAGCCGCCAUGAGCCCCAGCAUGGGUAGUUGCAUGACCCUCGAGAGCGAGGAUGACGACUUUGGCGGCUUGCUGCUUCCCAAAGAGCCCAUCGACUUCAAUGCCAUUCUGCGCAAGCGCCAGGACGUCGAGACCGACGAUGAAAAGACGCCCCAGCCCGAGCCGCGCCCUCCGCAGGAAGGCGCUACCGAGCCCGAGCGACAGGAAGAGCAUGAGGAAGCUGCAGAGGCCGCUGCGCCGCUUCCAGAUGGAGAGACCGCGCCGCAGUCCGAGAACGAGACCCUACCUGAUCCGCAAGGCGAGCCGCCGGCUGAGCCAGAGCCACAAUCUGCACCGCACCCAGAGCCGGAGCAACCCUUGCCACCUGCGACCCUGAAGUCUGUUCCCGAGGACGACGACUUCUUCGCUGAUUUAGACAUGGGUUCUGGCGAUAUAUUGGAUCCCGCAAAACUAACUGUUAACCGCAACGUCAAGGUCAAUUCAAACAAGCCUCAACCCACGGCGAGCGUUCGCGCGACCACGACUCUAACCUUCACCGACAAGCCGUCCGUCUCCUCUACCUCUCGCAUCCCGAGGCCAAUGGUCCCUGUGGCUCCUCGGUCCCGUCUUGAUCCCGUCUACGAGCCGGGCGCAUUCCAUCAAAACCGUCACGGUCGCAUAGGUCCCACUACAACUAGCGCCCAAUUGUUGAGAGCCAAGCGGUCUGCCCCAGUGCUUCGCAGUGACUACAAACCAAGCAGCAAACAGCCGACCAAGCCUUUUCUUCCUGCUGGCGUAUCGACAAGGCAGUCGCAACACAUCACCGCCAAGUCGUCUACCGGUCAGCUUCGUCGCGAUUCUGAUCCCCGCGCUCUGUCGCCCACCCCGCGAACAUAUUCUCGCCUCUCGCGCCAGGUGGAGACACCAAGUCGGACCGGAAACAGAAAGGACAUUGCUCCUGCUUCGCUCGUCCGCGAAGCUGCAACCAAGCGCAUGUUCACGAAGCCCGCGCGGAAGCGCAAUUUUGGUGACGGCUCCGAGCUUGAUGCGUUUGAUGAUCUACCAACUUCUGUAACCAAGGAAAGCAAAUACGUCAAACAACCUUCCAACCGUCAGCCAUCGAAGAUGAUCAGACAAGUCAGCCACAGCAAGCUGCCAGUCAACCCCGAGCGAUCGCAGCAAAGCCCUCAGCCUCCGCCGACGCCGAAGAGAACGCUCAAACGCGAGAACACACCCAGCUUCGCACGUGACACCGCGUCAAGUCGCAUAGCCAGGGAGGAACGACUAGGUGGGCCCAAGCGACGACCGGAUUCCGGGCCAUUGAUGCCGAUCAACACUAACUGGAAAGCUCAAGUCGCCUCACGCAACCCGAGUCCCCAAGCGCAUAGAAAGAAGGGGACGGGGCAGAAGCCCUACCUCAUCAAGCAGAUGAACACGCCUGCAGUCAAGAACGAGAAGGGCAUGACGUACAACCCCGUUCUCCAUCGUUGGGAGGGUAACGAAGCCGCACUCCACCGAUUUUCUUCACCUGUGCAGGAGAUUAAGCGUCCGCGUAUCGCCUCUCACCACUCAUACUCGCAUUCUCAACCUCAGGCUCAAAUCUCGAGUCAUCAGCACACGCGUUCGACGCCAUCAUUCCCGACUCCGGCGGCUGCACCGCACGCGAGCUCGCCACCGCGGCCAGCUCUUAUCUCUCACAUCUCAUCCUCUCGUGGCGUUCAGAUCGAGAAAGGCAUGGUCUUCGAUCCUCGCAAGAUGUGCUGGCUUAAGCUUGACCCACGCCAUACUGGCCCACUGUCUCCUGCCGCCUCGAUUGGCGACGAAUCUGAUCCUUUCGCCGACAUCGAGGACCUCAAGGAUGACAUCGACGUCGGUGCUGGUGCUGGUGGAUACUUCUCCAUCCAAGGCGGCCCUAGCGUUGCUCAGACUCCUAUGGAUACCUUUGUGUCUGAGGAGUUCGACCUUGGACCCGGCUUCAUCCGACGCCAGCGCGAAGAGGAAGAAGUGUGGCGAAGGAGAGUUGAGGGCUGGGUUGGCGGGAGGAGAGAAUAUCUUGGCGAAGAUUGGCGAUGGUCAAUCAGGGACUUGUCCAUUGAAAUGGCCGAGCAUCUCCCAAGGUAG